This is a messenger RNA of Lymnaea stagnalis (great pond snail), 867 nucleotides long. The record is from the annotation of a GenBank genome assembly. Lineage: Eukaryota; Metazoa; Mollusca; Gastropoda; Lymnaeidae.
AUCGCUGUUGCUGGUAUACUCGCUAAUGUCAUCAACAUCAUGGUCUUCACCAAACAAGGGUUCAAGGACAACGUCAACCUCAGCCUCUUUUGUUUGGCCAUCGCAGACUUCUGCUCACUUCUCACAUUGAUAGUCACGUGCGUGCUGUCCCAUCCCAGAUUUCUUGGCACGGGGAACAAUUUUGUUGGGAUCGAGGUCCAAUUUUUGGUAGCUUGUUGGCCACACGUGUGCUUCACCAAAAUGACCGGCUGGAUCACCGCAUUCAUCAUGUUCGAGAGAUGCAUGUGUGUCGCUUUACCUCUGACAGUUAAAACGGUCUUGACAAAAGCCCGCGUCCAAUUUUGCCUAGUCACCAUUUACGUGUGCGUGAUCGCUGGAGUUAUCCCCACUUACGCCACCCACAGCCUCGGUUGGAAGUUUUACCCAGGAUUUAACAGAACUCUUCUUGGAUUACAAUUUGAUGACUGGGCCAUAGAAGUUACAUACGUGUCCAACCUGCUCAACAUCCCGGUGUCUUCCAUCAGCUCAUUUAGCUUAACUUUCGUGUGCACCGUUGUCAUCAGUUUUCUGCUCGUUAAGAAAAGAAAAUGGCGUAAAGCCAACGGUUGUCUCCCCAACAAAGCAAGUCAUCAAAUGUCUGGAAAUGAUCACCGCGCAGUUAAGAUGGUCACGGUUGUGUCGGUCAUCUUUCUUGUCAGUGUCACCCCAUCCAUCGCCAUCAUCAUUGGCACCGUGCUAUUUAUAGAGUUCAGUCUCACCGGGAAAUACCGGAGACUUUUUUACAUGUGUUACUGUGUCAGCUUCGUACUGGAGGCGAUCAACUCUAGUGUCAACAUUCUGGUCUACUACAAUAUGAACGUUCGCUUC